AUGGACUCGAUUAGUUCGGCAUUGCACUCGUAUGUCCGCGAGUAUGACGUUGCGAAGCUGGCGAGGGACUUGAGGAGGAACACCGUCACGCCUGGCGUGGCCAAUGUGCAGUACCAGGCGGCUGAUUACCUGCAACAGCUGGAGUGUUGUAACCUGCUCUGGGUGAUCAAGGGGCUGUUGAGCGAGCUUUCGGGCAGCACAGGCGAGGAUAUUGUCUUUGACAGUGCGGUGAGCAACUAUAGAAAGGCAAGUUUGAAGAUAAAGGAGCUGGAGACCCUUGUUGGCGGCGAGACAGCAAUAACCACAGAGAUCAAACAGCGAAUAAAGGAGUAUCAGGAGGAUAUCACGGGGGAGAUGAAAACUCGGCUGGGGAAGUAUCUUUCCUUGGGCCCGGACAAAUUUGAAUACAGCAACAAGGUGAACGAUAUGACGUUUGCGGAGUAUCUAAGGUGGAGUUAUGAGUUCUGUCAGCAGAGCGAGCAGGAGUUUCUCCAGUAUUUCGGGCUAGCCAAGCGGUUUGGCGCGGAGUUGGGGCCGAAGCUGGGUUGUUCGGUGGACUUGAAGUACGACGGCGAGCAGAUUGUGCUGACGUUUGGCGAAGAAGUGCCGUUUUCGAAAGGAUUGUCUGGAAUCGAGAAUAUCAUUAAUUUCUUCAACCUGUUCAUGGACCACAACAGAGGCACAGAAAAGUAUCAUUUGGGGUCGAUAAAGCUGGCUGUUGCGAAAGUGUUGCUUGGGUAUUUGAAAAAAGAGAUGUUUGGCUCGCAGAACGUGUACUCGCUGAUUCUGGGCAAGUACGGCGCGGACGAGAGCCGCAGCGUGGGCCAGCUGGAGGUGAUUUCGGCACUGUUAGGCCAGGACGGGUGGACACGCGACGGGAUCUGUGACUUGGAGUUCUGGCUGGACAAUCUGGUGAAUCACUGGGUGGAGACGCUGGUGGACCAGCAAAUCGACAAGAUCAAGGAUCUGGCCACGAGCGGCGGGCUGGAGAAGCUCGAGCUGGAGGAGUUUAUCGAGAAGACGCCGGAGAGUGUGGGGAUUGUGGAGAAGCCCCUAGAGCCGGCAGACGACGAGUGGAACAGUGAGUGGAACGAGGACUGGGACGAGGGUCCGGAGCCGCCGGUCAAGGAGGAGGAGGAGGACGACGACGACGACUGGGACGCAUGGAACGAGGACUGGAAGGAUGAAAAGAACGAUCUGGGCGUCAAGUCCAUUGUUUCCACGAGCAAGUCGUCCAGCACGGUGCAGGUGGUGAAGUAUUCUGGCGUUUGUGGCUGGAUGGAGGAUCUGGUUGCAACGUACUACCAGAACUAUCUGGAGCUGCGUUCGAAAGCACAAAGCCAUUCUUUUGAGGAUGUUGAGGAUGUCUUCAAAGCCAGCAUCAAAAAACUGGUGGUUUGCUUCUAUAUGGUGGCCAGCAAGUCGUACACGAACUGGGUGUCUUUCUACACGGACUACUCGAAAAUUGUGGACAACGUGAUUGCAAAGUACGGCGUCAGGAUGGACACGUGUGUGGACCUGCGCAACAAAGUCCAGCUGCGGCGCACACAGGAGUAUCUGGAAAGUCUGUUCACGGUUAUCCAUCCGCACGAGGCGGUGCUUUUCCACGACAACGGGUUCGACAACCGGCUGCACAAGCGACAUGCCACGGAGCUGGUUGCACAGCUGGGCGACGAGUUUGGCCGCAUCAACAAAGAGCUUGUUGCCGGGCUCGCGGUGAACAGUCUGGUGGUGCAGGAGGUUUCUGGGUCGGUUGCGACGCAGAUCUGCGGUUAUGUGAGUUCGAUGAUCAUUUCGCGCGAUAACAUUGCGUCGGACGAGUCGCAGGUCCUUUCUGAGCUGGUGGCCGGGCUGCUCAAGAUAGUACACGUUCCGGAGUUGGGCGACAUCCACAAACUCAAGAACUACCAGAAACUGGAGCAGGUGAAGCUUCUACUGGACUCUGGUCUGCGGGACAUUCUGGACAGUUUCUACGACGCACGGUACUUUGAGUUGGCGACGGACGAGCUUGUCGGGCUGGUGCGCAGCUUGUUUGUGGACAGUCCGCUGCGACGGAGCGUGAUCGACGAGAUCGAAGAGCUACGUGCUAGCUAA
Molecule: messenger RNA, 2094 nt
Organism: Ogataea philodendri
Lineage: Eukaryota; Fungi; Ascomycota; Pichiomycetes; Pichiales; Pichiaceae
Exons: 1
Coding region: 1-2094 (697 amino acids)
Source: RefSeq, a predicted model, not a curated record